AACCAGUUGAAUGUCUUAAGGCCUCUCGUAGAAAGGACAUAGAUGUGUCUCUGUUUGCGUGGUCGCUAGGAGACACACCAGUGUGUUAUUGGUGAUUAGCAGCAGCUGAACGAGCGACCGUCGUCUCUGUCUGAGCGCUGUGCUCGUGUUUCUGCCCAGUUCACGAUGCCGCUGGGUUUGAAACCAUGCUGUGCUGUUUGCAAGACGAACUCUUCGUCGAUGUGGAAGAAAGGAAACCUGGGAGAAAUCCUGUGCAACAACUGCACAGGAAAGAGCAGCAGCGGCGGAGCAUCAGGACCCUCCAUGUCCUCCAGCACUCAGCCCAGCAACGGCGGGGGGAAGCAGUCCAAGCAGGAGAUCCACAGGAGGUCUGCACGACUGAGGAGCACCAAGUACAAAGCUCCUGCAUCUGAGAAGAAGGUGUCGACAAAAGGAAAAGGAAGAAGACACAUUUUCAAACUCAAAAAUCCAAUCAAAGCACCAGAAUCUGUUGCAACGAUCAUCACGUCAGAAUCUGUGUUUUAUAAGGGUGUAUACUAUCAGACAGGAGAUGUCAUCAAGGUAACGGAUGAGGAAGACGGGAAGCCGUACUACGCUCAGAUUCGAGGCUUCGUGCAGGACCAGUACUGUGAAAAGAGUGCUGCGCUGACUUGGUUAAUCCCCACGCAGGCCAGCCCAAAGGACCAGUUUGAUCCUGGAACGUACAUCGUUGGUCCAGAGGAGGAUCUGCCCAGAAAGAUGGAGUACCUGGAGUUUGUGUGCCACGCCCCCUCUGAAUAUUUCAAGUCACGCAGCUCUCCGUUCCCCACCAUCCCCAUCCGACCAGAAAAAGGCUACAUCUGGACCCACAUAGGACCCACGCCAGCCCUCACUGUCAAAGAGUCUGUCAGUGGUAGCAGUUAACGUGACUGUGAUAUGGACUUAGUCUGUUGCUUUUAAACAGACGUAUAUGUACAUUUAUGUAAUAUAAGGUAAACAAAAAUGGUUGUUAACCGCAGCCAUUACUUCAGAUUGAAGACAGGUUGUAAUUUGAUACAAAAGAAGGUGUACUAUGUUUCAGACACGCACACAGCUGCAACAUUGGAAUACUUUUGUAUUUAGUAAUAAACAAAAAAAGCUCUUUUCUACCAUG
Messenger RNA from Morone saxatilis (striped sea-bass), 1132 nucleotides. RefSeq names its product GATA zinc finger domain containing 1 (gene gatad1). Gene Ontology annotation, molecular function: sequence-specific DNA binding. The record is from RefSeq and is a predicted model, not a curated record. Bases 166 to 903 code for a protein of 245 amino acids. The transcript is spliced from 5 exons. Gene Ontology annotation, biological process: regulation of DNA-templated transcription; chromatin organization. Gene Ontology annotation, cellular component: nucleus. NCBI's taxonomy places the organism in Eukaryota, Metazoa, Chordata, Actinopteri, Moronidae.